This is a messenger RNA of Haliotis rufescens (red abalone), 2593 nucleotides long. Its product is annotated as cell death abnormality protein 1-like. The coding region runs from base 258 to 1103 and encodes 281 amino acids. The record is from RefSeq and is a predicted model, not a curated record. Lineage: Eukaryota; Metazoa; Mollusca; Gastropoda; Lepetellida; Haliotidae. The transcript is spliced from 5 exons.
CUUUUAUGACUGUCGCUCUGAAUAAACCGCUUCGUGUUUAUGCAGGUUUCAAAAAUAGUUCAGAUAUAUAUGUGUGGGUGAGGCGAUAAGGGAGGGGCAGGGUUGUGUCAACGUCAUGGUAACUAGAUUCGUUUAACGGAAAUACACGUUUGAAAUUCAGUGACAUAAAAACAGCAUUAUGUGAAAUUUCGUUGUGUGUGUUGCCUACAGGCAUAUGCUGGGACACGCGUUCAACCUACAGGGACGUGCACACUGCCAUGAUGCGGUCCAGGGGCCUAUCACAAGUGAUGGUGUUGCUGUUGACGCUUGUAUCACAAGGUCGGUUAACCCAAUCCGCUGACUGUCCUACGAACUGUUUCGACUGUGAUGGCAAGGGCAUCUGCAUCAACUGCAACAGUGGCUGGUAUGGCGAGGACUGUUCAAAGCAAUGUCGAAACACGUGUCCGGGGGGAUGUGACAAAAUUGGACAUUGCAACACAUGUCAAACAGGAAAAUAUGGCGACUAUUGUACAGAAGAAUGUCCAUCCAACUGUAAAGUUAGUCAAUGUCAUAUUAAAACUGGACAUUGUGAAGGUGGAUGUAAGGCUGGGUUCCAUGGAGAUUCCUGUAACCUGACCUGUGGUAACUGCAGCACCAGAGCCUGCUCACAGCAGACCGGCCUCUGUGACGACUGUCCAUGUGGGUGGACGGGGGACAGGUGCCAUAUAGUAUGUGACCAAGCAUCAGCUUCAUGUAAAGUGUGUGGAGGCGAUGGCAGGACGACAUCUACAUCUACAUCUACAUCUACAUCUACAACAUCUAGGAUGUGGACUACAACUGCCACAACUGCAAGUGUAACAUCAUCUUCAGGGGUAACGUCAGGCUAUAAUUCGGUUGCUGCCAUUUCAAUCGGAGUCUUUCUUUUGCUGGUGAUUUUACUAACGGCUACAGGAUGCAUCAUUGCAUAUUGGAAACAUUGGUUUUGCUUCAAGGAGAAGAGGAAGCCGGAGCCGGCAGUGGAACCAAUGUAUAAUUCAGAUCCUUUUGGCAGUCCAACAAUCUCCAGAGCUCACUCUAGCUUUAUCAGACAAGACCCCAUGGCGAUGGAAAAUGAGGAUGAAUAGAACAAGAUGUCUGUUGAAGAUGGCAGUAUUAAUGAUGUGUAGGAACAAAGGGAUGCGCGAUGAAAUGCAAGAAAGAUUCAUCUGUGGAGAGUCCUCGACCCAAAACCUUCACAAUCAUCAUUAUGUGGGAUCAAGGUUUAUGAUUUCUUGAUAGAGUGAGUCCAGUCCUAUCCACCAUGUUAACAGCUGUCAAGGAAGGAGCUUCAAAGGAAAACACGCAAGAUUCGAGCUUCUUUGUAUCCCGUUGAAUGAUCUCAAAUGUACUGAUUGGUGCUGACUUUAUUUGCGAGAAUCCUAAGACAUCAAUAUCCACCUGUAUCUGAUGAAUGCUUGUCAUUAGGUAGGAGUCUGUAUUUGAAUAUAAUGCAACACAGUCUAUACUUGAUAGUCCUAUUGUUCAUCAGGAAUUGUUAGAUGCUAGUAAUAGUGAAACUUAAUAAAUCAGCAGGCAGUGACAACGUUUAAGCGUAGAUGUGUAUAAGUGCUUGUAGUUUAUUUGUGCCAUUUAAUGCUAUGUUUGAGUUAGUCUGUUUUCCUAUAUGCUGGUCAGUUGGUUCUAUUGUCCCUCCACAUAAGACAUAAGAAGGAUAAUGUUAAUUCGUCAUGUAACUACAGAGGUAUUACUUUACUGAGUGUGUUUAGUACGUGUAUGUCACAGUUUUAAAUAGAAGGUUGCAGUUCUCGACAGAGGCGUAUGAGAAACGUGUGGUGUCCAAGCUGGCUUUCGCCAUGGUUACUCAGCUACGUAUAACGUGUCUAUUUUGCAGUACAAAUAGUGUAAAGCCUCGCUUGCCUGAAAAAGUUCCUCCAGCUGUUAGGUGUAGAAAGUAAACAAUAUGGGACCGAGCACUGAUCCUUGCGGAACUCCUUAAUCCAAAUUGAAUUGACCAGAAUUGCAAUAUCUGAUGACCGAUUGGUGUCCAUCCGAUGUAUAGGAAUCAAACCAUGACACGUUUUUUUCAAACUCACAUUCUAGUCGUGUCAAAAGCUUUCACUGGUCAAUCGUGUUAAACGUCGCGGAGAGGUUGAGGAGCACAAUGCUAUUCUUCAAGUUCAGCAUAUGUUAUUUAGUAUAUUAGCUUCACUACAAAAUGUUAAGCCCCUACUUAUAACGUUAUUCUUUAACACGUUUGACACUAAAGUUGUUCCAAUCUUUAUGUAUGGCAGUGAAAUGUUGGGGUCUUCGUAUUGUGAGUACACUGCACCAAAACAUCACCCUCUAACAAUGUACCUUGAGACUGAGGGGCAUACGCUAUUAACGUUUAGCGAUGGAUGGUAAAAUUAACUGAGUAUAAAACUCAAGAUCCCUUUUACAUAAUAAUCGUUUUCAUGAUGUGUGAGAGGAGUAGAUUACAGUAUAUCGUUUGAACAGGACUGUAACGUUUCGUAAACAAAUAGUCCAAAGUGUGCUAUUUACACCCUCUAAAAGAAUAUUAUUUUAAAUUGAAUUAUAUCUUUCAGGAAUAACAAUAAAUACGUUUCAGGUUGCA